Messenger RNA from Arctia plantaginis, 435 nucleotides. The record is from the annotation of a GenBank genome assembly. NCBI's taxonomy places the organism in Eukaryota, Metazoa, Arthropoda, Insecta, Lepidoptera, Erebidae.
AUGUCUAUCCCCUACAGUGGAACUCUUCGUCGAUCCGGUGGAGUUGUUUCUGCUAUUGGAAAACAAUUAAGAAGCGUCAAUUUGAAAGCUGCGAAGAGAAUAACCGUGAAAUUCGAUCCUUUUAGUGACAAUGUUACUCACACUCGAAAUUUCCUGCACUACAUAAGUUCACCGAAAAUAGCAUUAACAAAUCCAAAUUGCUCCCUGAAAACUGAAAUUGUUUGUGAUCGUAGUGAGCCCACCGUUAACAUCACCCUAGCACCUACAAUUGCUGGAACAGCUAACGUUAAAAACGUCACAUUUAAAAGUGGUAAUCUCACUUGUUUAGAACUUCUCCAAUUAUUAAAUAAACACAUAUCAUCACUGGCUCCUGUGGAGGAGCCUGCAAGUACAAUCCAAACCAAAGCAGAAAAGAAAAAAUCCAAAAAGAAAUAA